Messenger RNA from Lutra lutra (Eurasian river otter), 2386 nucleotides. It is a transcript of the gene RABL3, whose product is annotated as RAB, member of RAS oncogene family like 3. The record is from RefSeq and is a predicted model, not a curated record. Lineage: Eukaryota; Metazoa; Chordata; Mammalia; Carnivora; Mustelidae. The transcript has 8 exons. The coding region runs from base 23 to 733 and encodes 236 amino acids. Gene Ontology annotation, cellular component: endomembrane system. Gene Ontology annotation, biological process: intracellular protein transport. Gene Ontology annotation, molecular function: GTPase activity.
GUUAACUCCAGGCUGUAGCAAGAUGGCGUCCCUGGAUCGGGUGAAAGUACUGGUAUUGGGAGACUCAGGUGUUGGGAAAUCUUCACUGGUUCAUCUUCUGUGUCAAAAUCAAGUACUGGGAAAUCCGUCAUGGACUGUGGGCUGUUCAGUAGAUGUCAGAGUUCAUGACUACAAAGAAGGAACCCCAGAAGAGAAGACCUACUAUAUAGAAUUAUGGGAUGUUGGCGGUUCUGUGGGCAGUGCCAGCAGUGUGAAAAGCACCAGAGCAGUGUUCUACAACUCUGUAAAUGGUAUUAUUUUAGUACAUGACUUAACAAAUAAGAAGUCAUCCCAAAACUUGUAUCGUUGGUCAUUGGAAGCUCUCAACAGGGACUUGGUGCCAACUGGAGUAUUGGUAACAAAUGGGGAUUAUGACCGGGAACAGUUUGCUGAUAACCAGAUCCCACUGUUGGUAAUAGGGACUAAACUGGAUCAGAUUCAUGAAAACAAGCGCCACGAAGUUUUAACUAGAACUGCUUUCCUGGCUGAGGAUUUCAAUGCAGAAGAAAUUAAUUUGGAUUGCACGAAUCCACGGUAUUUAGCUGCAGGUUCUUCCAAUGCUGUCAAGCUCAGUAGGUUUUUUGAUAAGGUCAUAGAGAAGAGAUACUUUCUGAGAGAAGGUAAUCAGAUUCCCGGCUUUCCUGAUCGGAAAAGGUUUGGGGGAGGAACAUUAAAGAGCCUUCAUUACGACUGAAUCACACUCAUCAUCUGGAAGAGUGAGCAAGCCGUGGCAGUCAUGCACAGCCUCCUUCUUGCCAUGUUGAUGAUUAAUGUUGCAGCCUUUUCACAGAAUCAUCUUAAAAGGCCACCCUUCAGCCGCACCUUUCAAUGGAAAGCUGAAAGGAAGUGACCGUGUGGGAGGUCCAAACUUUGUCCCUGUCCUCUCUGCUCCUCACCUUUCUGUCCCUGUUUCUAGAUUAUGUAAAAGCCCUGUGGAAAUAGGAGAUGUUGUCAAAGUGAUGCAGUAAAUGAGCAGUGACAGAGUGCUGCAGAGAAAAUUUACUCUUCCCAGAACUGGAAGGUUUUUAUAGGUCUGUAAUUUUCCCCACACUCCUUGCUGGAGGCUUAAUUAAAUACUUCAGAAAUGUAUCUCUGUUGUUUGACCCUCUUGAGGGGAAAGGUUAUGUUAACCAGCCCUGGGUCAUGCAACCCAAACAGUCUCUGUCAUUUUCAGAGAAGCAAAAUGGUGUUAUUUAAUUGUGGCCCCUCUCAUCGCACACAGGGAUGCCUUAAGAAUAGCAGCCCUAGUCUCCCACUCCUAUGCUUUGCAAGUGGUUUGGUGGCUAGAAGAGGCAGGCUCAGAGCUGGAGUUAAAUAUAGAUUAAUAAUACAUAGAGAAUGGCAGUACCAGAAAAGAAGAAUUCUCCCAGAGAUGGACAGCUCACUCACUAAAUCCUUCACUCUAGGUUCCAGAUGUCUACACUGUCUUAUUGUGUUCUAUUUGGAAAUAGGUGGGGUGAGAUCUCAGACCUGUAUGAGAGCACCAAGAGAGAAUUACGGCCUCUUUGGUUUCUGGGUUUUUUGUUUUUUUUUUUAAGGAAAGUCAGCUCCUGAAAUGCCUCUUAACUGUAGUCAGUAAACUAAGAAUUUUAUUCUCUGUGUCAACAAUGUAUUUAUGGAGAGAAGUAAAAAUAAGUUCCACAGCAACACAUUUACAUGAAUUAUGGACUAGGAUUCUUAGAUUUCAUAAUCCAACGUUUUUUGAGGGUGGUGGUGUAUAUGUGCGUAUGCAUAAUUGUUCAUCGUUACUUUUUUUACCCAUCUUUUCUGCUUGUUUAAUUCUCUCUGCCCUGGUUCUUUAAUAUAUAGACCUCAUUUCCAAAAACUGCAAUUUGCUGCCUUAUUCAACACCCAUUUUCCUGCUUUGGCUCUGCAGCAGGUCAAAAAUCACUCCUGAUUUUGUUCCAUAUUAACAAAUAAUAAUAAGCACACAAUUUCAGCUUUGCAUUUUAAAACUAGGCAAAAAACACUAAAUUCACUUUCUCUUGCAUUUUAAUUAAAUUUCAGAAGUCCUUUGGAAAUCCAGGUAUGCUAAAAAGAGGCACUUAGAAUAAGAACAUUAGGCAGUGCUUUUAGAAAAGCAGUUGUAGCAAUUUGGAAAAGGAUUUUUAAAGCACUUUUCGUCAGCUAGAAUAUUCUCCAGUCUUUCUUCGCAUCCUCGGCCACAAGACUUAGCCCUGAUUUUUUUCCCACAAAAGGGAGCUAUGCAAAUCAGGCUCUGUAUGUGGAGUUUGGCACAAGCCUGUUGUGACAGAGACUUGCAGGUAGGAAGCAGAAAGUCAAUGCAUAGACAAAGACCUGAGCCAACUAAAGCUCUUUGUAUUCCUCUUUUAAGAAAUAAAUUUUU